This is a messenger RNA of Protopterus annectens (West African lungfish), 2152 nucleotides long. RefSeq names its product lin-28 homolog A (gene LIN28A). Lineage: Eukaryota; Metazoa; Chordata; Ceratodontiformes; Protopteridae. Gene Ontology annotation, molecular function: zinc ion binding; nucleic acid binding. The transcript is spliced from 5 exons. Bases 1 to 903 code for a protein of 300 amino acids. The record is from RefSeq and is a predicted model, not a curated record.
AUGAAAUAUUCCCUUUAUCCAGAUAGUUGGAGAUAUCAGGAUGAUGGGGUUGAUUUCAAUCUUCUUAUAAAAGACAUGAUACUGACAGAAUUCCCAGAAACUAUUGAGUGUGAUGAAACUAUUGAGUGUGAUGAAAUGCAAUAUAACAUUUCACAGGUGAUGUCAGCUAAGAUGGGUAAUCAUCAAUCUAAGAUGGCAGACUCUCUAGCUUCUGACAUCGCCCUUUUCCUUAAAAACAAACUCAGGAGACCCCAAGAUGAUUCACAGUCCAGUGUCUUUGAGUCAGAUUUUCCUAAUGUGGUGGUCGACCCUGCGUCAGGAGGCUGUGUCAAGGCCUCCACAGAAGAAACAGCAGAUGCCCCCACUUCAGAAGAGCAGCCACAGAUAUUCCAUGGCUCAGGGAUCUGUAAAUGGUUUAAUGUGCGGAUGGUCUUUGGGUUCCUUUCCAUGACAGACAGAGAAGGACCUCCACUUGAAUGUCCUGUUGAUGUUUUCGUACACCAGAGCAAACUGCAUAUGGAAGGAUUCCGUAGUUUAAAGGAAGGCGAAGCAGUGGAGUUUACCUUUAAGAAGUCUGCUAAAGGACUUGAGUCAAUACGAGUAACCGGUCCGAAGGGAGUAUCCUGCAUUGGUAGUGAGAGGCGUCCCAAGGGAAAGAUUCUGCAGAAGCGAAGGUCAAAAGGUGACAGAUGUUAUAAUUGUGGUGAACUGGACCACCAUGCUAAAGAGUGCAAACUCCCUCCACAACCAAAGAAGUGCCAUUUUUGCCAAAGCAUCAGUCACAUGAUCGCCAGUUGCCCAAACAAAGCACAGCAAUCACCGAGUUCUCAGGGAAAGCCUAUCAGCUUAGAAGAAGAGCAACAGAGCCUGAACGCAUCCAUCAUUUCAGAAACAGCAGAGUAAAAGGGAGCUAGAGCAGCAAAAUGCAAUAAUCCACACUCAUGAAAUACAUGUGCCCCUUCUAAGAUCUCCAUUCGUUCCUUUUCAGAACCACUGUGCUCUCUGUGGCUGGUGUCCAUUUUUUCAGCAAGUUAUGAUACAAAAAGUGGGCUUUUGAUGAAAGUACAUACACAAUAACUUUGGCAAGUAACAUGGCUCACUUUUAGUUCUGGAAUGUUAUGCAACCUUGAAAUUCUAAAACUUGUGUGUGACAUUCUUCUGUCUCUUAUCCAGCCCUUGAUAAAAGAAAGUGGUAGCAAAGGGAAAAAAAUAAGCAAAAGGGAGAUGGAGAGAGAUGUACAUGCAAAUAAUGGCUAGAAUGUUAACAAACAUUUUAGUGAUUGUGUAAUCUUGUAAGCCAAAAUGCAUUUUCAGUUGCUUCUGAUUUGUCUACAUGUCAUUUAGCAACACACAGGCAACACAUCUGUGAAGAGCAAAAGCAUUGCCUAGAAUUAACACUGCUGUCUGGUUGCUGUCUCACUGGAUGUGAUCGCCCAAAAAAUACCCAGUCACUCGAAGUGUGUGUCUACUUAUGCCAGGAAUCAUGCUGUGUAACACGCACCAUCAGGAUAGUUAAUACAAUUUCUAAUAUGCCUUCAAAUACUUCAGCAUUCAGAUGUGGCAGUGUUUGCUUUCUGCCUUGCUUUUAUAUCUCUCUCUCUCUUUCUCCCACUACUGGCUUGCUAAAGAAGGGCAUGGCCAUUUUAAUUGAGUUAUUUUGUUUCUUUCUGAGCAAGAACUCAGCCCAGCACACUUCUUCAGGGAGACAAAAAGACUGGUCACUGUUCUCAAGUCGAUGCAAUGUGAAACUGCACUAAACUGUGCGUGUAACUUUCUUUUAGUUCUCUCUUUUUAAUAUAAAUAUUUUUUGUAUUUUUAUAUAUAUGUUAACCUAAAAUUAUUACUGCAACUUGAUCUCAGGAAUAUAUAUUUCCUCAGGGAUAAAUAAUAAGAUCAAAUUCUAUUACAAGUUUAAUAUGACAUUGUUUUGUGCGUGUGUAUGUGCAUGUCUGUGUAACUGUAUCAAAUGGCUUUUAGGGUAUAUUUUUAAACACACUGUUAUCCCCUUUAUUUUUAACUGUUUUGUUUUUCAUGUAUGAAGACACGCUUUUCGACAUAUGUAGUAAUGUCUCUGUAAAGAGAAGCAUGGUCAUGAAAAAUCACUAGUUUCGUAAAGUUGCAGAUCUACCUUCUGAUAAAUUUAAAGUCUUUC